Messenger RNA from Carassius gibelio (silver crucian carp), 3155 nucleotides. Its product is annotated as probable transmembrane reductase CYB561D1. The coding region runs from base 659 to 1363 and encodes 234 amino acids. NCBI's taxonomy places the organism in Eukaryota, Metazoa, Chordata, Actinopteri, Cypriniformes, Cyprinidae. Gene Ontology annotation, molecular function: transmembrane monodehydroascorbate reductase activity. The transcript has 3 exons. The record is from RefSeq and is a predicted model, not a curated record.
UGUUUAUUUAUAAAAAAAAAUGUAUAGUAUUCAUGAAAGACUGGAAAAAUACUUGAAAUUCGUUUGUCAGAGGUUUUUUUUUAUUUUAUUUUUUUAAGUUGUACCAAAAUUACAAAAGUUGUUUUUGUGUGUGGAAACGGGUCACCUGUUCGUCAUUAGAAAUAUCCCUGCUCUGUUUCUCUCACUUUAAAAUGUCUUGCGCAUGCGUAAGUACUGCCCUAUCCUGGCAGAAGCUUAGCUCAUAAAUAAUUAAGUAGAUUACAGCUACGUAUCAUGAUUGCUUUGAAUAUAAAGAAGACUGCUCACGCUUGGUUAUAUAUUGAAUAUUUAUGUCUUCGUGCUCCCGUUGAUUGAUAAUCUUCCAAUCGCAACUGCAUGGCUCCUGAAUAUUAAAGAGUCAAUCCUUUAUCAUAGUAGGAUUCUUAUCCAGGAAAUGCAUUUCGAUGUGUCGCUGUCAUUGACGCAUAAAUAGCACCGAACAGGACUAACAACUUCUCUACUACCGCAAGAGUAAUUUUCAUAAGUUGAAAAAUGUAUGCGUUUCGGAUCUGAAAAUCAGGUUUUGUGAAGCUCAGUAUGAAUGACACGUGAGAUCCGUUUUCUAUCGAGUAAUUUAGGCGUGAAUGUAAGCUUGUAAAUUGAGAGCGAACUGUCAGAAAUGCGUUCGUCUCUGGAUGUUGAGUACAGCGCGGUGGGAGAGGGCCUCGGGAUGCGGGAGUUCUGGCUCUAUGUGUGGCUGCGCAGACUGGCUGUGGUCGCUGCACACAUCAUGUCUCUCGGCCUGGUCAUUCUCACAUCCAUACUGUCCAGACCUGGAACAAGUCUCUUCUCGUGGCAUCCUGUCUGCAUGUCACUUGGGUUUUGUCUGUGCAUGACACAAGGGAUCCUGCUUUUCUCUGCUGAUGGCAGCCCGUUCUGCUUCAAAUCGCGGAAGUGGAAGGUUCGUCUGCACUGGUUUUUCCAGGCUGUGCUGCUGGUGUGUGGAGCUACAGGAUUCGGCUUCAUGGUGGCCAGCAAGAAUAAAAAGGAGCAUCCGCACUUCACUUCCUGGCACAGCCUGCUGGGAGUCGCAACAAUGGCCUCUACCGUACUGCAGGCGAUCUGUGGCUUCUUUCUCCUCUUCCCCAAACUCAUCAGCACUCACUCGUUUCCUCGGCUGAGACUGUAUCAUGCCACCUGCGGUCUGGUGGCCUACCUGCUGGCCACCAUCACAGUCAUAUCAGCCAUGUUUUCAGACUGGUUUCAGGCAUUGGUAAAAGGCACAAUCUGGUAUAUAUUCCUACUCCUGCCACUUUUUCCUGCCUUGGUGGUGAUGAACCAAAUCACUAGUGCCUUCCUGCCCAAAAAGAAGAUUACUAGCUGAAAACUAAAGCCUCAAAUUAGAGCCUAUUUAGGGAUCUGGACUAUAGUAGGCUUUAGAAACAACACUACUCUAAGAAUGUGAGGAGAUGAAGAACAGCACAAAUUUUGACAUUUUAAAUGAUGUAGGUACACUCACAUAAGAUUCGACUUUGUCUCAAAUUGCACAUUUUAUGUUUACUUGCAGUUUUGUAGAGGUACAAGCAGCUGAAAUAGAGAUGCUUUCCUAUGAAAAAUGGUAAAGGAUAAACAUGCAUCCAGGCCAGUAGGGGUCAGUAUAAAGUCCAAGAGCAAUAUUGUGUUAUAAAUCAAUAAAUCACAGCCAGCAAAAUGUUGCGUCUGAAAUCCGUGCACUGUUCGAGAAGAUACUUGUAGAUUUGAAUUUGAUGUAGGUGCUACCCAUUUGAUGUAUGUUUUUCGAUUUUGGACGCAUCCAAAAUAGCAUACAGGCCUACUUUAAAGUAUGAAACCAUUACAGUAUGUGAGUAGUAUGUCUGAAUCCACAGUUUUCAUAAUACAGUUGGCAAAAAGUACCCAGGUGACCGACUAACUUCCGGCAAGAUUCUGAAUUGUGAAUCUGAUGGACACUUUACUAUCUCAUGAGGCCAUGGGAGAUGAUUUGUGAAUGACAAUGAAGCAAGGCAACAGACUCUGGUAGAUCACAUGAUAAGGAUGUCCGGGUUACAUUCAUACUAUAUAGAACAUACAUCAAAGAGUAUGUAAUUUCAGAUGCAGCCCAAACAGCAUUUUUGUGCACUUGAAGUACACUUUCAGUAAAGAGGAGUGAUCAUAUAGUCUUUCCAAUGAAAUCGAGUGACUACAGACAGUUAGAAAGUGUAUAUAGUGAUUUGAAGGAAGUAAAUUUGCUGAUUAGUGACUACUUCGGACUUAUUCUGAAACCUCAGGUCAUUUCUUUCAGAGUCAAAUUGGGAUUUAUCAGUUGCUCUCGUUUCAAAAGGACUCUACACUGAAAAUAUAGUUGAAUAUUUUCAGUAUUUACAUAAGUUUAGUUAAAAAUGGAAAGAAUAUUUGAUUUUCAUAGUGAGUCUGGUGUACUGAUGCUCACUAUCAAAUGAUUUUGCCCUUCAUGCACAUUUAUGUAUGUUGACUACUGAUCAUGCGUUAAUAUUAUAUAAAUGUGUAAUUCUAUAUUUACAUUUUUACUUAAUACAAGCAACUGUCUUUGCUUUGCGCAGGACAAAUUUUAUGUGAUAACCUGAGAACUGUUUUUUGGUGUUAUGUUACUAUACUAUGUUACCUUGCGGCACUCUGGGAAAUAAACAGAAUGCCGUUUGCAUUGCAAGAAUAUGCUUAUUGUAUUACAGUAAGGUUGGAAAUGUUAUAUAUACAUCAUUGUCAUUGUCUUUUCUUCUUUCAACCCCCUCUGUGUGAGUUUUGCAAUAUUUUAGGAUGUUGUAAUUGAGUUGGUUGCAGUAUAUGAUUGUGUGUCUUCAUUCACAGAACUGACUGUAUGAUACUGACAUGAACAUGACAUAAAAAUUUAAGUUUUGACUUUUAUUUGGUCUGGACUAGUAAUGCAAUGAAAAAUUUGUAAUAACUCCGGUGUGGUCAGGUUUUAAGAUUUUAAAGCUACACUCUUAUGAAUGUAAAAAUCGACUCAGGGUUGUCUUUGAAUUAUUGGCAUAUCAAUUAAAAACUAUAUAUAUAUUUUGAAAUAUUUUACGUUGUAUAAAAAGUAUUUGUGGGUUGGUGUGGUCUUUCAUAUGAACAGUAAAUGAAUGUUUUUACUUGAUGCUUUGUGAAUGUCUGGAAAUAAACAUUGACAUUGAAGCUUA